AUGGAUUCAGCUUUAGUUGAUGAUGGAAAUAAUUUGGAUCAGAAUGCAAGCAUAGCUGAAGUUUAUUUUUUGCAAGAUCAGAAUGGUUCUACUUCAUGUAGCACGCAUGUAAAAGAUGAAUAUCAUUGUGGAAAAACUUCUGGGAUAAAGAAACUUGCACGUUCUGUAACUUGGGCUGAUGAGAAACCCAAUGGUCUUUCCAUUGGAAAUCUCUGUGAGUUUAGAGAAUUUAAUAACACUGAAGAAGGUCCAAGUACUUCAAGAAGCGAAGAGGCAGGAAAAAAGGAUGAUUCCCACCAAUUUGCCUCUGCUGAAGCUUGUGCGAUGGCAUUGAUCCAGAAGCUGUUGCAUCUGGUUUCCGAGGCUGGAAUCGUAGUAUUGCCACGGCCAAAAACAUCAGAUGAAGGGCAACAUUCUGUAAGAGAUGAUGUAUUAGAGAACUUAGCUACUGAAAAGUUUCGUAAGACACCAGGCAACUUAAAUCGUGUUUUUGACUCUGAUAACUCAUGUUUUGAUACUUCUCCAGAAGGAUUCAGCUUGACAGUAAGUUUUAAUAAUGUCACAGCUUCUUUGAGCAUGUCUAUUGCUGGAUAUGGUAUUUUGAUCUUGGACUCUUGGUCUUUAAUUGCUUGGGCGACCUCUCUUUCCCCGCCAAUCAAUGAUUAG
Messenger RNA from Chenopodium quinoa (quinoa), 666 nucleotides. RefSeq names its product putative RNA polymerase II subunit B1 CTD phosphatase RPAP2 homolog. The coding region runs from base 1 to 666 and encodes 221 amino acids. The transcript has 4 exons. The record is from RefSeq and is a predicted model, not a curated record. Lineage: Eukaryota; Viridiplantae; Streptophyta; Magnoliopsida; Caryophyllales; Amaranthaceae.